Molecule: messenger RNA, 3494 nt
Organism: Ceratina calcarata
Lineage: Eukaryota; Metazoa; Arthropoda; Insecta; Hymenoptera; Apidae
Gene: Daxx
Product: Daxx-like protein
Exons: 4
Coding region: 565-3057 (830 amino acids)
Biological process (GO): regulation of DNA-templated transcription
Cellular component (GO): nucleus; PML body
Molecular function (GO): transcription corepressor activity; histone binding; nuclear androgen receptor binding
Source: RefSeq, a predicted model, not a curated record
AGAAUCAGACCAGCGUAAAAUAUACAUCUUAUUAUUUCCCACAGAACUAUACGAUGAUUUCACCGCCUAUGUGAUAGUGAUAUAUUUCUCGGAACGAAAAGUAUAAAAGGGUUAGUAUAUCUCAUGGUAUAUCUCACAUCUAUGCAGUAUGCAUGUCACAUAAAAUAACCAAAUGUUGCGGUUGCUACCAUUGUUAUUGUUACAUGUCAUCAGCGGUUUUAGUUCUUGGUAGGUUAUUUGAGUGAAUUGCGAAUUACUCUAAAUCUUGUAUUCGCAUUGGCGUCAUUUUUUAGAAUUUGUGAUUCUAAAAACGGAACGAAUACUGUCUUCUUACGAAUAAACACAUCGACAAUGUUGUGGAGUUAAAUGAAGUGAUUCACUUAAUAGUAAUGUAUGUAUUUCUAAAUGAGGAUAUGAUCUGUUGAUUAGCAGAAAUGUUUUUGAUACAGAUAUAGGAGCAUUGUUAACCUCUCGUUACCUGUCCAUAAACUGAAUAGUGAAUUCCAUAGUUUUACAUUCUGUAAUGUAAUCUAAUCUUUUCUACCAACUCGGGGCAAAAUAGAGAUGGAGAGUGGUUCAAAUGAAGUUAUUUGUAUUUCAUCAGAUGACGAUGAAAAUAUAGAACAGACUAGAGACAAGAAACAAAUAUCAGUCAUAGAAAAAUUAAAGAACAAUGAUGUCCAUACUCGUGAAAGAGAAGUGACUCAAAAUAAAAAUGAUUGUAAAGGAGUGCAGGGACAAAAAAGAAAAUUCUCUGAAAUGAACAACAGCAACGAUCUUAAUGGUGAGAAUAGUGCAGAUAUGUGUGAGAAUGGAAGAAGUGCUAAAAUUUGUAAAUUGAACGUAGAAGAGAGCAAGGAGACUGAAAAGAAAACUGAAGAGAAAAAAAAAUGUAUAAAACCAACGUUGAUCGUGAAGGAGAAGAAAAGUAUCUCUCUUCUGGGGCAAGAUGUAUUUCCUAUGUUUAUUAGUCUGUGUUUACAAAAAGAUCAUUCUGAUGAUAUGAGAUCUAUCGUCAACAAAUUAAAAAGACGCCAUGAACAAUUACAACCUGAAUAUGCCGUUUCUGAAGCUUUUUGUAACUUUUUAAAUGAAAAAAGAAAUGAAAUAAUCAAUAGCAAAAACAAACUUUAUGUAUAUCUAUUUGAAGUAAUGAAUGAAAUGAAAAAUAACUCCAACAGAAAAUCUACUUCAGUCUCGAAUAGUAAUGGUUGUUCAGAUGUAAACAAUAUAAAUAGAACUAAUAUAUUGGAUACACCAGUUCCAAGCACGUCACACACAAGUGAUAGUAUAUGCACGAAUGAUUCAGAUGAAAAAGACGAUGCAGACCAAGAUAUUAAGAAACGUAAAAUAAUAAGGAAAAUAGAAAAGGCGAUGGAAAAAUGUAAAAACUACAUAAAAAGAUACGAAAAUGAAGAAGUAGAUUUUAAUGAUGAGAAUAAUAGUACUUAUAUGAAACAAGCAAGAUAUAAGGCACGAAUGGUAGAGCUUUACAAUAAAUAUUGUGAAUACACUGGAGAAAAUGCUGAUGCGGGCCGACAUUUCUUGAGACCAAAGCAUUUUAGUCCAACAGGAAUUGUUGUUGUGGAUCAUGCUAUCACAAGUUUCAUUAAUUCUAAAAUAUUGAAGAGAAAGAAAGCAAAGAACAUAAGUGCUUUUACAGAAACACUAAUCUUUCCAGAUUACCAUGACAUUUUGCAACUUGUUAAAAAAUGUAAUGAAACUAAUAAUUUAGGUUUGGAUAAUAGAAAACAACAACAACUUGCAAGAAAAGCAUUCACCCAAAUAGGGGAUCAUUUGCAAUUGUGUAGGAGAAAUGAUUAUUGGGAUACAUUUUCAAUGUUCCUCGAAAAUCAAGAGGAUGAUCCUGCAAUGAAAGAUUAUGCAUUAGCUGAACAGUUGAGACAAAGCAAAUUGGAAGGUAAUAAGAAAAUAGCAGAUGUACUUCAGGAAUACGUGGAGAAACAAGAAAAACUGAAGGAUGAGAUAGUUGAUUCUAAAGUCUCGCCUGAAAAAGAAAAUGAUGGGGAGAGCGAUGAUGAUGAAUACGACGAAGAUAGUAUAGAAGAUGAAGGUGCCAGCGAUAUUGAUGCAGAUUUAAAUAUCGAGCAAUGGGAUCAUAUUAGCACGGACAAGGAAGAAAAUAGUGUAGACGAAAUUAAAAUAGAAAGUGAAACAAACUUUCGUAGAGAGGAAAUCGAUACGAAUGAUAUCAAGACGAAAGAAACAAAACAGAAAACGAGCGAUACGGUAGAGGACAAUAAUAACUGUCCACAGUCAGAAAAAAUUAAUGACUCGAAGAAAGUGAAUAAUUGUGAAAGUAGUCGUGAUUCAAAAUCGACAGUAGAAAAGAAAGAAGCAUCGUCUAAUCUGAAAACCCAAGUGAGUACUUCGUUGACAGAAUUAUUGCCAAUUACGACAAAUAAUGAUAUUCCAAUUGAUGAAACAAAAGUAGAAAAAUCUGUCGCGGUCGAUGAUGCAUCAGAUAAAAUAAGGGAGCCAGAGGAUAUGCUAAAGAAAGCGGUUCAAGAAAAUGAAAAAGAAGAUAAGCCAUUAUUGAGAGUACGUUCUUUUGCUAAGCCGCCGACUACCUGGGAAGAUAGUCAUGGGAAAAUGGAUAAACAGAGUGAAAACCAAUCUAGAACACCAAUCGAUAUAGUGGAUCUUACGCAGACUUCACCAAAGGAAGAGUUGGCAAAAGUUCCACACGGAAAAGUUCCAAUUGUAUCAAAUGUGUUUCCUGCUAAGAAAGAGUUCAAGAUGCUAAUGGUACCAGUGGGUAAUAAUUCAAAAAUUGGAAAAACUUACGUUGCACGUGUGAUUAAGUGGAAUAGAAAUUCAUUAGAAAGAGGAGAAAUCGCACCCCAGCAACAAAUAGGAGGCAAGCCAAGUGCGAAAGCCACAAUUAUACAAUUACCCGUUAAUCAACGAAAAAAACAAAUUAAUACAAAUAUACGUCCCCAAUCUAAUCAAAUAAUAACGUCACCGACGACAGGAAAUGGUAUUCAUCCACAGCGUAUUCAAAAGACUUAUUCAGAAAAAUCACGAUCCAAAUGAUUUUCAAGGUUGUUGAAAGUAUUUCUACUUGAUCAUUGUUACACAAAACAGAUGAUCGGUCGGUGACGAUAGACUAUGUAAAAUCACAUAAUCAUAACUUUUUUUUACGAAGAAUUUGUAAUUAGACAGCAUUCAGCUGUGUCCCUACUGUGUCGGCCGAUCAAUAAAGCUGCUCGAUAAUACCGAGAAUUGCAACCCUAUUGCGUCAAUAAUUGUCUAUCAGCGAAUUUUAAAUAAAUAUAGACAUGUAUACGAACGCAUAGCUUGAAAAUUGGAAUAGAAUAACGAACUAUUUCCGUAUUUCUUAUAAUUCGACUUUUCUGCCGACUACACGGUGCUUUCAAAUCGAUCGGCAAAUGCAGACGCAGUGGAGACAGAUUUAUACUAGCGCACUAAUUUCUCAUAAUAAAUAAAUAAAUUUGUUAAAAACGUGAAAA